AUGACGUUCGCAGAAACGUGUCCACGCUUGCCUAACCCUUCAAGAUGGACCGUCUUCUUUCUGUAUUUUGUCUCUCGGGUCUCCUGGACUUUUCCAGCCGAAGGUCUGUCUCGUGUGAUUGGUUCCCCUAAGCCAAUCACAGCCGCCCCGGGUGAUGACGUAAUCCUGCCGUGUCACCUGGAACCUCGGGUCAGCGCGCAGUGGAUCACGCUGGAAUGGACGAGGACUGACAUGAAGCCCGGCUACGUGUACUUUCGUCGAGGCGGGGUAGAGCUCAGGGACACCAAGAUCUCAUCGUACGCAGACAGGGCGGCGCUGUCCGCAGACGAGCUGAGGCGUGGCAACAUGUCGCUGAGCAUCAGGAACAUAACGUUGGCAGAUAAAGGAAUGUACCGAUGUUUCGUCCCCAGUUUAAAGAGCCAUGUCGUCGUACAGCUUAUUGUUGGUGAGAAACAAACUUGGACGACGGCAGCGCCGCUGACAACCAGAGAUCUCCAGACUCCAGAUCCCGGAGUUGUGACGGAUGCCAACGACGUUCGAAGGCGUUCCAUCAUCUGGAUCCUGCCUGUGGUCAGCAUCGCAUUGCUACUAGUAACGGCGGCCACCGUAUUUAUCGUCAAACAUAAGCGGCGACGACGUGAUGACGUGCGGAACAAGCAGACGGACGACGCUGCGUCGGGUCUCAUUGUAGCCGAGACGCAAAGCAAACCGUUUGCUGCGUAGACGACGUGGGCGAGGAAACGUCGGUGGCCGUUGUUGGGACGAAAACCAGAGCAGAGGGGGCGUGGCUUCCUUUUGGUGGAUAACUGAAAAUUGUGGACCAUGGAAAAGGAUCGUCAAUCACAUUCUUGCACAUUACGAUGACGCAGGAAUCUAAUGCACUGGGCAACAAAGGAAGACAUAAAAGACUUCGGGAAUAAAUUGUGUCGGACAGUAUUUAAUGACCGACGUUUGAUACCUCAACUCUAACGCAAAAAAGUUACGUUAAUUGAACCAAAAUUACGUGAGACUAAAAUUAAGUUUUAGUGUUUUGUGAAGAUUUUCGACUGUAAACAAAAGGUGGAUGACAUGACAACCUCGCCCCCUGGUGGCUGGCUGCACUGUAGGUCAUAAGCUCUGCCCCCUCAUUGUUAGCAGAUGGGACACAAAAAAACAAAUACUAUACUAUAAUAAUUGUACGAAUCUGAAAU
Molecule: messenger RNA, 1190 nt
Organism: Solea senegalensis (Senegalese sole)
Lineage: Eukaryota; Metazoa; Chordata; Actinopteri; Pleuronectiformes; Soleidae
Product: myelin-oligodendrocyte glycoprotein-like
Exons: 3
Coding region: 1-723 (240 amino acids)
Source: RefSeq, a predicted model, not a curated record